Molecule: messenger RNA, 1251 nt
Organism: Trematosphaeria pertusa
Lineage: Eukaryota; Fungi; Ascomycota; Dothideomycetes; Pleosporales; Trematosphaeriaceae
Exons: 2
Coding region: 1-1251 (416 amino acids)
Source: RefSeq, a predicted model, not a curated record
AUGCUCGCCGGGCCGCCGCGGCUCGUGUCGCUGGUCUCUAUCCUGCUCCUCCUGGUCGUGGCAUGGUGCUACGUCAAAUUUGCCCAGGCGCCCUCCGUUCCCGGCUUCGGAUCAGGCGCUCCGCAGUCGAAAACGUCGUCGUAUGUUGGCGAUCCGCUCGAUUUCGGCAUCCCCAUACGGUUCCGGGAUGGCGAGACGAAGCCGAAAGGCUCCAAUUACACCUGGGCCGUCGUAAUACCGAAGACGAAGAAAGAGGACAUAUCAUGGAUGCAGAGAGAGCUCCCAGACAUGCCCCUGGUGGUGUAUGAGGUGGACAACCCGAAUGCGAAGUACAAAGUGCCCAAGAACAAAGGACGGGAAGCAAUGGUAUGGCAGCCUAGCCACGGCAACAUGCUUCAUGUCUACCUCACGUACAUGAUUGACCACUAUGACGACCUCCCCGAUACCGUCAUCUUCAUGCACGCCCACCGACACGCUUGGCACAACAACCUGCUCAUGGGCCAGGACGCCGCAAUGAUGCUCAAGCGCCUGAACCACGAGCGCGUAGCUCGAUUGGGGUACAUGAAUGUUCGCUGUCACCACGAGCCCGGCUGCCCCGACUGGAUACAUAUGGACCGUCCCGGCGGCGACUUCGACUUCUACCACAAGCCUGAGGAGAUACACUGGCGGCGGCAUAUCUGGGAGGAGGUAAACCCGGGUGCGCCCAUACCGCCGACACUAUCAGGCGUAUGCUGCGCUCAGUUUGCGGUCAGCAGGGAAAGGAUACAGCAGGUCCCGAUUGAGAGACUCCUCCACUACCGACGAUGGCUGAUGAACACGCCCAUGGACGAUCAGUACUCUGGCCGAGUCUUCGAAUAUAUAUGGCACUACAUAUUCACUGGUCACGAGGUGUACUGUCCCGCACAGAACACGUGCUACUGCGAUGGGUACGGCAUCUGUUUUGGAGGCCGCCAAAAGUACGAGGACUACUGGGACAAGCAGAAAGAGCGGGACAAGCAGUUUACUGAGCUAGAUGUCUAUAAUAAGAGGGCAGACAAGGCGAAAGAGGAAGGCCAAGCGAUAGAGUUCAACGUGACGGAGCAGGCAAGGAUGGAAGAGCUGAUAAAAAGUAUAAAUGAGAUAGAUGGCUGGCUAGGUCAACAGAGAUCGGAGGCUUUUAAAAGAGGAGAGGACCCCAAGGCGAGGAAGGAGGAGACGGAAUCUUGGGACUCCAGUCAUAUCUGGGAUUACGCGCCAAAAAGCGGAGGCUAA